AAAAAGUACACGAAAGAAAAGGAAAGGAAACAGGGGAGGAAAAAGAAAAAGAAAAGUAAAAAAAGAAAGAAAAAGGAAUUACAACAACUCCGUAAACAGAAACACGAUUUUUCUUUUCUGUAGAAUUUAUCAUCAAAUCGAAUCUGUGUUGAUAAGGAAGGUGAUCGGGGAUCGGAUUGUGGAGAUGUCGUGUUCUUCGUCGUCGGGGUCGGGGUCGGAGGAGGACGAUGAGGGAAUCGACUCUUACAGGAAAGGUGGCUAUCACGCUGUGAGAGUCGGCGAUCCGUUCAACGGUGGUCGGUAUAUCGCUCAGAGGAAGCUCGGAUGGGGUCAGUUCUCCACCGUCUGGCUCGCCUACGACACUCGAACCUCUAAAUAUGUUGCUCUUAAGAUCCAGAAAAGUGCACAGCAAUUUGCUCAAGCUGCUCUUCAUGAGAUUGAAAUCCUUUCAGCUAUUGCUGAGGGUGAUCCCUCGAAUUCCAAGUGUGUUGUGCAACUGGUUGACCAUUUUAAGCAUAUCGGUCCAAAUGGGCAGCAUUGGUGCAUGGUCCUUGAAUUUCUUGGUGAUAGCUUACUUCGAUUGAUCAGGUUUAAUCGUUACAAAGGACUUCAACUGAAUAAAGUUAGGGAGAUCUGCAAAUGCAUUUUGAUAGGUCUCGAUUACUUGCAUAGAGAACGUGGUAUAAUCCAUUCUGACCUAAAGCCUGAAAAUAUUCUUCUCUUUUCUACCAUUGAUCCUGCCAAGGAUCCAUUUAGAUCUGGUCUUACCCCAAUUCUUGAAAGACCUGAAGGGGGAAGCCUAAAUGGUGGAUCUACCACGAAUAUGAUUGAGAAGAAGUUAAAAAGGAGGGCAAAGAGGGCAGUUGCUAAUAUAUCUGGGAGAAGAGCUUCUCUGGGAGGAGAGGCUCUAAAGUCUCAGAGAUCUCUAGAUGGGGUUGAUGUCAGGUGCAAGGUUGUGGAUUUUGGAAAUGCAUGUAGGCCUCAUAAACAAUUUGCAGAAGAAAUUCAAACAAGGCAGUAUAGAGCUCCUGAAAUUAUACUUCAGGCUGGGUAUUCCUUUUCCGUGGACAUGUGGUCUUUUGCUUGUAUAGCCUUUGAACUUGCUACUGGUGACAUGAUGUUUACGCCUAAGGCCGCACAAGGCUAUAGUGAGGAUGAGGAUCACCUUGCUCUCAUGAUGGAACUCCUUGGGAAGAUGUCUCGAAAGAUUGCCAUUGGAGGAGCUCAAUCCAAGGAUUACUUUGACAGGCAUGGGGAUCUAAAGAGAAUUCGGAGGCUGAAGCAUUGGCCACUUGAUCGGUUGCUGGUGGAUAAAUACAAAUUCUCCGAGGCGGAUGCCCGUGAAUUUGCAGAGUUUUUAUGUCCACUUCUUGAUUUUGCACCAGAGAAGCGGCCAACUGCUCAACAGUGUCUGCAACAUCCGUGGCUCAAUCUCAGGACUUCAACUAAGAAUGAGACAGAGAAUCACUCUAAUGUGGAAAACUUGAAUGUUGGGAUGAGCAGCCUCCGGAUUAAGGUGGGAAAGUAAAGAAGGUAUCAAAGAUGUCACCACAAGUAUUAAUUUUGAUUUUAUUUUUUAUUUUCCUGUGUUUGUUACAUUUUUAAUGAAAUUUAUUAUUUUGAUUAAUGAUUAACUAAAUGUAAAGUACAAUUAAUAAUUACCACAAGUAAAUGAUAUGGACAAGA
Rubroshorea leprosula is the source of this 1686-nucleotide messenger RNA. The record is from the annotation of a GenBank genome assembly. Lineage: Eukaryota; Viridiplantae; Streptophyta; Magnoliopsida; Malvales; Dipterocarpaceae.